Messenger RNA from Tribolium madens (black flour beetle), 1702 nucleotides. Its product is annotated as pro-interleukin-16-like. The transcript is spliced from 4 exons. The coding region runs from base 128 to 1447 and encodes 439 amino acids. Gene Ontology annotation, molecular function: protein binding. Lineage: Eukaryota; Metazoa; Arthropoda; Insecta; Coleoptera; Tenebrionidae. The record is from RefSeq and is a predicted model, not a curated record.
UUGUGGGGGCAUGUGCGCAUUGCUCGACACCGUGCCGGCGAGUAAACUCACGAUGCGGAGUCUCCUCGACGUCGUCGACGCAAACAGUGCCCCAAUUCGCGACACUUGAGUGAUUUUUAAAUGUAUAAUGGUACUUUUUCGACACUCGGAAUCAGCACACACCAUGCUCAGUGCCGAGGGUGUGACCGACGCCGAAAACGGCCAGGAUACCUGUCUCAGCAGUCCCAGCGAAAAAUCAUUCAACAAAGAUUUAAACGGCAGCAUCUCUCAGAAAUGGCGCCGAUUACGUAAUUGCUGUGCCUCUUUGCGGGGCAUUAGCACGCAGAGUAGCCCCGAAGCGUCCCGGGACACCCUCCUCAAUCCUAGUCCUCGAAUUCUAGUCAGUACGCCCCACGCGACUUCGUCCCUUCGUCUCCCUGGGGCGAAAAAGAGCAGCGUCCAGGACGUCCUCCGGGCGAAAUUGAGUCGAAUCCAUGUCGGGCUUCGCAAACGCAGGGCUUUGUCCGUUCAGGAGUUCUUCCACAGUCCGACCCACGAGCCCCAACAGCCCCAACCGACAUUCUACGUCCCUUCGCCCGUCACGCCUGACACCGGCGAAGUCCAAACUCGGCGAAGGGCGCGAUCGCGCCAAAGAACCGUCAAUUCGGUGAAUUUAACACCUGAUUAUGGGUAUGAUAGUGAGAGUCAAGGGUACGACUCCCUCCCCUAUGAGCCGCCCCCCGAUUACGACCUCGAUGAAAAUCAAGCGACGAGAAGGUGGUCAGUGGUUGGGAGCAUCCUCCACAAGAAUAACCAAGACAACAAAACCAAGAAUUUAAUUAAGUUAGAAAAUUUAAAUAUUAAAAUUCCUAAAACCAAGCUUAAAUUCGAACGAGCGAGGUCGCAUUCGCCCAACAAGAAUAAAUACCAAACGAAACCAAUUAAAAGUGAAGCCGACACGAGAAAUUUUAAUUCCAAAGUUGUUACCUCCAAAAGCCAUUAUGAACUUAUAACUAAACAAAGGCCGGAUGUUGGACAAAAUGGUGAAUGUGAACGGAUGACUAGUGACCAUAAACAGGACUGGAUUGAAGAACUCGAGGAAAUUGAGGAAGAAGAAGAGAGCAAGUUUUGUACACUGCCUCGAGGAGGCGGUAGUACGUUUACGAUAAGACAGGUUGUUUUCCAAAAAGGCCCCGGUUACAAGGCUUUAGGUUUUAGUAUUGUCGGGGGGAGGGACUCUCCGAAAGGCAGCAUGGGAAUCUAUGUUAAAACAAUCUUUCCUAACGGUCAGGCAGCGGAUAGCGGGACUUUAAAAGAAGGUGAUGAAAUUUUGGCUGUUAACAGUAAACCCCUCCAUGGUGCUUCACACCAAGAAGCUAUAGCCGUUUUUAAGCAAAUCCGUUCAGGUCAAGUGCUACUUCACAUAGGUCGACGUGUUGCCAAAAAAACGCGAGAAAGAGUUGCUUAAUUUCCAAUUCUGUACUCUUUUUCACACUAAUGCGCAUCAAGUAGGUUGUGGAAGUCUAAACGCAUCUUUAACUUAAAGGCUGAUUCACACAAAUGUCAUUCAAUAAUGACGUUUACUACUCUAUGUCAGUUUUAGUUAUUUUUUGCCACCUGGGGUACACACUUAUUAAAAAAUAAUUUGUAGGGAAAAUUGAGGUUAGUUUGAAUUUUUGCAACGCAAAAUCACUCAAUUUAGUGAUUUUUUGACUCUGUUAGG